AUGGAUAUUGGAUGCUUUUGAUGCGCCAGAGUUUUCACAAACUUCAAUGUGGCUACUACUUAUACAACAAUUCAUGGAUGAAUACCAAAAAUCUCGAACUCUUAUGAGAUUAUUGAUAGAGCUUUUACUAAAAAAAUUAAAUUAUGUAAAAUAUUUUUUUCAUAUACAUCAACAUUCAAAUCUUGUUACAAAAUUUGAAGGUGUAAUACAUUCUUUAAAAUCAAUGCUACAGCAAAUUUUCCUUUCAAUACCUGAUAUGUUUGUAUUCCCAUCUUGCUGGAAUACAUACAAAGAUCUUCUGAUCAAUAUUCUUUUAGAGGAUGCUAAAUCAGGCACAUGUAAUCCUGUUUUUGCUAAAAAAUUAAGAUGUCAAAUAGAAAAAUUCAUUGAAGUAGUGCGUGCUAGAAAUGAGGUUUUGAAUGAGAAAAAAGGUAAUACAUUUGAAAGAAAAAACCUAAAAGAAAUAAAAUUGUCUCGGAUAAUAAAUAUUCUUGAUAAAAUUGGACCUAAAACCGAUUAUGAUGUUGUUACAUCAGAAUAUUUUUGUAUUAAAAAUAAAUUUCCUUUAUUGGAAGAAGAAAUCACUACAUCCAUUUGUUCAUUAUGCUUUUGGGCAGUAACUAAUCUUCGGUCAGGAGAUUAUAGAAUAUAUUCUGUUUGUCAAAUACUUGAUAUUUGGAAGAAAAUUGCUUACAAUGACAAUGAAAAGAUCGAAAAACAAACUU
Messenger RNA from Entrophospora candida, 725 nucleotides. The record is from the annotation of a GenBank genome assembly. Lineage: Eukaryota; Fungi; Glomeromycota; Glomeromycetes; Entrophosporales; Entrophosporaceae.